Messenger RNA from Mus caroli (Ryukyu mouse), 2632 nucleotides. It is a transcript of the gene Fundc2, whose product is annotated as FUN14 domain containing 2. The record is from RefSeq and is a predicted model, not a curated record. Gene Ontology annotation, biological process: autophagy of mitochondrion. Gene Ontology annotation, cellular component: mitochondrial outer membrane. Lineage: Eukaryota; Metazoa; Chordata; Mammalia; Rodentia; Muridae.
CCAGCUGCGGAUGACUAACGCCUGUUCCUGGUCUCGUGGUCUGAAGCUGUGUCAUCGCGAUAGUAGUUCCCACUCCCCCGCCCCCGAAAUGGCCGCUAACAGUCAAGGAACCUUUGAUGGAAAAUUUGAGGCACUGGAUCUUGCAGAAUUAACUAAAAAACAACCAUGGUGGCGUAAGCUGUUUGGGCAGGAAUCUGGGCCAUCAGCUGAAAAAUAUAGUGUAGCAACCCAGCUGGUAAUUGGGGGUGUUACUGGAUGGUGCACUGGUUUCGUAUUCCAGAAGGUUGGAAAAUUGGCUGCAACAGCUGUAGGAGGUGGAUUCUUUCUCCUUCAGCUGGCAAACCAUACUGGAUACAUCAAAGUUGACUGGCAAAGAGUAGAAAAAGACAUGAAGAAAGCCAAAGAGCAGUUGAAAAUUCGUAAGAAUAAGCAAAUACCAACUGAGGUCAAGAGCAAAGCUGAGGAGGUUGUAUCAUUUAUAAAGAAGAAUGUUCUAGUGACUGGAGGAUUUUUUGGAGGCUUUCUGCUUGGCAUGGCAUCCUAAGAACUUCACUUCAUUGUUCUGUUUUUAUAGUUGUUUGUUUCUUGCCAGCAGCUUCUACACUCCAACAUAGGACAAUCGGCACUCCUCUUCCUCAUCUUCUCCUGUGCCUUCCUCCCUGUUGCAGCAAAUCUGAAUGGCUUUAAUAGGCUUCUCUUGGUGCAAGGUCUUCUCAGGCCUUCUCAAUCUUAACACGUUGGAAGAGACAGUAGCUGUUAACUCUUCCAGUACCCUCCUUACUUGGUGUGUAGCUUAACAAGAAUGUUCCUUUUCCCCUAUGUAAGAUCCUUUUCCAAACUCAAUUUGGAAAAGCAGCAUGUAGUUACCUUAGUACAUAUUACAUGAAAAGGAACCAAAUACAUUUGCCUUUAAGCAUGAAAAUUUUUGGUAUCUUGGUGUAUGCUUUCUUUUUAAAUUGGUUUUAGGCUAUAGAAAGAGGGGUAUUUAUACUUGCUAUAAUUAUCUUGCCAAAAUGGCAGUGUAAGUACCAACACUAAAAAUAUUAAAUAUUAAAUUAACUUCUGCAAACAAUGCAUGAAGUAAUAUAAGUAUUAUAUAUGGUAGGUGGGUCUUUAUGGAAACCAGCUGUAAGAACUUCAUGAAAUACAACAUUUAAGCAAGAAUUUUAAAUUUAUUUCUUUUACAUAGAAGUGCUCUAUCUGCAUGUUCACCUCUGUGCCAGAUCCCAUUACAGAUGGUUGUAAGCCACCAUGUGGUUGCUGGGAAUUGGACUUAGGACCUCUUGAAGAGCAACCAGUGCUCUUAACUGCUGAGCAUCUCUCCAGUCCUUUAAGCAAGAAUUUUAAAGAGAUGUUCCAGGCAUUCAGAAGAAAAGCAUAUGUGUAGUAAAUUAUUUUCAUCAAAUGCAAUCUCCAUCAGAAUUAUUAAUAUAAAAAUCUAUGUAUACUUUACAUUAUUCCAUAAUAGCUAUUACCAUGAGCUCAACUCCAACUACAAAAUCAUCUUCCAUGUCAAGUCUUCUAUCAUCUUCAUUAUACCCACAGGGCUUACUACUUAAUAGAUUUCAAAUAUUUUUGAAUAUAUUAAUUGUAUAAAGAAAGCUUCCCGUUAAAGGUUAGGUUUACCUCAAAUGAAUUCUUAGAUAUGUAGAUGAUCCUUUGUGCAAUAGUGUAUUUUAAGGUCAUACAUUAAACAUAAUUACUUUUUUGACAUACCUUAACAUUGACAUACUUUUGAAAAUUGAAACUACCAGUGGAUGUGUAAAACUAAUUAGGAUUCACCUAUUUGCAUUUCCUCACUACGUUUUGAUUUUAUUUGAGCCAAUAUAAGUUAUUCUACUUGUAAUACAUAUUAAUCAUCUUUCCUUACAUGGUAGUAUAACCUGCCUUGGUAUAUAUUUUUCUCAAAAAUUUGAAGAUGAUUUUUCACUAUUUACUGUGGAAACAUAAAGAGAGUACAGUCAUUUCCCCAAGUAUCCAUUGCUUGCCUAUAGCAAUCAUGUAAUUGUAUUUUUUAUCAAUUAUUAUAAUAUACCUGCCAUUUUAUUGUUUACAAUAUGUAUUCAAUACUAAAAAUCUAAAUAUUUUUUUUGUUUUAAAGCUUUAAAAAAGGGCUGGAGAGAUGGCUCAGCCGUUAAAGGCUAGGCUCACAUCCCAAAAUAUAAAACUUUUAAAAAAAUCAUAAUACCUUUUUAUUACAGAAAAAUUAAUAAUGGUUCUUUAAUAUCAAAACCAUGCAGUAUUUAAAAUCCUCUUUGUGUGUACAAUAUAUUUAUUGACAACUGUGUGCCAUCAUCUGUUUUAUAGUUCUUUGUAUUCUUCUUGGGGUUGUGCCAUUUAUGGUGAUUCUUGAUGUAGCCAUGUUGUUCUCCCUGUGUCUUAACAGUAUCAUUGGCAUGGUGAGAGCAAAAGCUACUGCAAUGCCCCUUUGGGUAUGUGAUGAGGAAUGGUCAUCUAGUAUCUCUCUAGUGGCUUGGUAGCUGACUUCUGAUCCAUCUGCUUUCUUUCUGAUUAAUAGGGGUUACAACUAAUAGACUAGUGGACUGGAGUUCCUUCAAAAGGUUAUAAUAGGUAAUGGUCUAGACUCAGAUUCUACCCUGGUCUGAAAUAAAAUCUAUAAUUCUAUCCUGAA